Messenger RNA from Tachyglossus aculeatus (Australian echidna), 1667 nucleotides. It is a transcript of the gene MAPDA, whose product is annotated as adenosine deaminase like. Gene Ontology annotation, biological process: inosine biosynthetic process; adenosine catabolic process. Gene Ontology annotation, molecular function: adenosine deaminase activity. Bases 188 to 1249 code for a protein of 353 amino acids. NCBI's taxonomy places the organism in Eukaryota, Metazoa, Chordata, Mammalia, Monotremata, Tachyglossidae. The transcript has 11 exons. The record is from RefSeq and is a predicted model, not a curated record.
CAGGGCCUUGGGGCCGCGGACUGGGCCUGCGGCUUGGUACAGUGGACUCCCCCGGGCGCUCAGGACGCUGCUCCGCACACAGCAAAGCGCUCAGUAAAUACUAAUAAUCGGGAGGGCGUUUGAAGUGCACCGGGGAGCGGUCUUCGGGUCUGUCUCGUCGGAAAAACUUUUCUCCACUGAACCGACGAUGGCAGACGAGGAGCAGCAGCCCCAGGAGAACCCCUUUUACUCAAAGAUGCCCAAAGUGGAGCUCCACGCCCACUUGAAUGGUUCCAUCAGUCUGGCUACCAUGAAGAAACUAAUAGCCCGGAAGCCGCAUCUUCAAAUCCAGGAGGGGAUGAUGGUCGACAAGGAAAAUAAGAGGACUCUGGAGGAGUAUUUCCAGAUGUUUCAGCUCAUCCACCAGAUCACGAACAGCGCUGAAGAUGUAUUAAUGGUCACCAGAGAUGUUAUUAAAGAGUUUGCGGAUGAUGGGGUCAAGUAUCUGGAGCUGAGGAGCACCCCCAGGGAAGAAAUUACGACAGGUAUGACCAAGAGGACUUACGUGGAAGCUGUUCUUGAAGGCAUAAAGCAGUCCAAAGACGAGAAUCUAGACAUAGAUGUGAGGUAUUUGAUGGCCAUAGACCGGCGGGGCGGUCCUGCGGUUGCCCGGGAGACCGUUAAACUUGCCGAAGAGUUCUUCCUGUCCACCGAGGAUACCGUUCUUGGCCUCGACCUCAGCGGAGACCCCACUGCAGGACACGGAAAGGACUUUUUUGAACCCCUGUGGGAAGCAAGGAAAGCUGGCCUGAAGCUGGCGGUGCAUCUCGCGGAGAUUCCAAAUCAAGAGAAAGAGACCCAAGUUCUCCUGGGGUUGCCUCCUGACCGAAUCGGGCACGGGACGUUUCUUCAUCGUUGCGCGGGAGAUUCGCCGAGCCUGACGGAGCUGGUGCGCCAGCUUCAGAUCCCCAUCGAGUUUUGUCUCACUUCGAACAUCAAAAGUCAGACGGUCCCGUCCUAUGACCAACAUCAUUUUGGAUUCUGGUACAGCAUGGGUCACCCUUCCGUGAUCUGCACCGACGAUAAGGGCAUUUUCGGUACCCACCUGUCUCGAGAGUACCAGCUGGCGGCCGAAAACUUCCACCUGAGCCAGUCCCAGGUGUGGGACCUCUCGUACGAGUCCAUCGACUGCAUCUUCGCGGCCAGCAGUGUGAAGGCCCAACUCAGGAAGAAGUGGAAUCGGCUGAAGCCAAGUCUGUUGAGCGAUUGAACUGCCGGGGCCAGCGGGAAGGGCCUCACUCCACGGGUCCCGGGCCCUCGCCUUUCCCUUCCCUCACCUGCGUAGAUUUUUUUUCUGGCAGUUUUGAUUUUGUGGAUUAUUGAACUCUGGAUUUUGAUCUGGUGGACGAUGCUGUCCCCAGAUACGGUGCUUGAGGGCUUGUGAGCGGGGCCAGAGUGGGAGCAGGUUGGGUGGCCAUCACCUGGAAGGGCUCGGGCAGACAGGGGAGCUUCCCAACGCAGGGAACCAGUCCGUUCAGCCAUCAGCAACUCUCUCAAGGACCCGGGCUUUAGGCGGCAAGUUUCAAGUCCAAACCAUGUUAUUGGUGUAUGUUCACAUUGCCACUCGAUCAUGUAAGCGAACAGCUUUCUUUUUUUAAUCACCGUCAUGAAUAUCAUUUUGAUCAGUU